This is a messenger RNA of Pezoporus flaviventris, 7114 nucleotides long. RefSeq names its product potassium voltage-gated channel modifier subfamily G member 1 (gene KCNG1). Lineage: Eukaryota; Metazoa; Chordata; Aves; Psittaciformes; Psittacidae. The transcript has 5 exons. Gene Ontology annotation, cellular component: membrane; voltage-gated potassium channel complex. The coding region runs from base 638 to 2164 and encodes 508 amino acids. Gene Ontology annotation, biological process: protein homooligomerization; potassium ion transmembrane transport; regulation of delayed rectifier potassium channel activity. The record is from RefSeq and is a predicted model, not a curated record. Gene Ontology annotation, molecular function: delayed rectifier potassium channel activity.
CCUGGAGGGGUGUGCGGGGCGGGGAGGAGGCGGGGGGGGGUCGUGCGAGUCCGGGCACGGGUGGUAGCAACAGGUUUUCUUCCGCAGCAGGGAUGGACGAGAGGGACUGUCCCCCCGCGCCGCCAUCCCCUCCCCAGCCCCGGCUGCCCGUGCUGCCGGCAGCGGGAGGCGCUCGGCCGGUGGCGGGACCGCUCGGCUGAUUCCCGGCGUUCUGCUGUCCUGUCGCGGAGGAGGCUGACGGCGGUCAAGGCUGCUCCAUCGGGCUCGGUUUGUGAUGCUCGGUCUUCCCCUUCCCGGCUCUCCCUCUGCCCGAGUCCUGGGUCUGCACAGUGCAGCGUGGAGGCUUGUGUUUCUGAUUUCUUCUCUGCCUGAUCUGAAGGCCAGAAAAUAGUACCACAGCUCUUGGAAGAUCUGAAUCAUGCCUUGUCCAUUCUUGCAUAUUGUUGUAGGUUUUCUUUAUCCACAUGCCCUAAAGGUAUGUAAGACUAUUGAUGUCGUUUAUAAACCCCAGCUUCUGCAAACGACAGUUCUGUGUGUAAGGAGGUCACCCUAGCAGGGGCACAUAUCCCCAGGGUGCGUAUCAAAGGGGAGAAGACACUUGCAGAAGUAGCCAAGUGAUGUGAAGUUAUCUUCCAAGAUGACUGUUCUACCUGGAGAAAAUUCCGACUAUGACUAUAGUGCCCUGAGCUGCACCUCAGAUACUUCCUUCCACCACACAUUCUUUCCAGAAACAGAAACACUUAAGGGAGUCUUUUACCAAAGAGCCAAGCUAAUUCACCCUCAAGAGGAUCUCCUGAAAGGCUUUCACCCUGAUGAUCGGAAGCAUCAUAUUAUUAUAAACGUAGGGGGCAUUAAGUAUUUGCUCCCUUGGACCACGCUUGAUGAAUUCCCAUUGACACGUCUGGGACAACUGAAGUUCUGUACUAAUUUUGAUGACAUUCUAAACAUCUGUGAUGAUUACGAUGUGACAUGUAAUGAAUUCUUUUUCGACCGCAACCCAGGGGCAUUCAGGACAAUCCUGACCUUUCUGCGGGUCGGAAAACUUCGUCUCUUGCGUGAGAUGUGUGCACUGUCUUUCCAAGAGGAGCUGCUCUACUGGGGAAUUGAGGAAGACAACUUGGACUGGUGUUGUAAGAGGAGAUACCUGCAAAAAAUGGAGGAGCUUACAGAAAUAAAUGAACGGGAGGAUGACCUCAUAGAAAAUGAAACAGGUGAAACAGUAGAGGAGACAAGAAUUGGCUUGUGCAUGAAGAAGCUGCAAGACAUGGUGGAAAGACCCCAGUCUGGCCUCCCUGGAAAGGUGUUUGCUUGUUUGUCUGUUUUAUUUGUAACUAUCACAGCAGUGAACUUAUCCAUCAGCACCAUGCCUGACCUGAGGGAGGAGGAGGAAAAGGGUGAGUGUUCCCAGAUGUGCUACAAUAUUUUCAUUGUGGAGUCUGUGUGUGUGGCAUGGUUUUCCCUGGAGUUCCUGCUAAGAUUCAUCCAGGCAAAGAGCAAGUUUGCAUUUCUGCGGAGACCAUUAACCCUGAUCGACAUAAUAGCCAUUCUGCCAUACUACAUCACUUUGCUAGUAGACACCACGUCAGUGGGCUAUAAAAAGCCCAGCUCUGGGAGCAUCUACCUGGACAAAGUAGGUCUGGUCCUCCGUAUUCUCCGUGCCUUGAGGAUUCUGUACGUCAUGCGGCUGGCCAGGCACUCCCUGGGGCUGCAGACACUGGGGCUGACAGCUCGCAGGUGCACCCGUGAAUUCGGGCUCUUGCUGCUCUUCCUCUGUGUGGCCAUUGCACUGUUUGCACCACUCCUCUAUGUCAUUGAGAAUGAGAUGGCGAACUCGCAGGAGUUUACCAGCAUCCCCGCGUGCUACUGGUGGGCUGUCAUCACCAUGACCACGGUAGGCUAUGGAGAUAUGGUUCCCAGAAGCAUUCCUGGCCAAGUGGUGGCCCUCAGCAGCAUACUGAGUGGCAUCCUCCUCAUGGCAUUUCCAGUCACCUCCAUCUUCCACACGUUUUCACGCUCCUACAUUGAGCUAAAGCAAGAACAGGAAAGAAUAAUGUACAGGAGAGCACAGUUCUUAUUAAAAACAAAGUCUCAGAUAAGUAAUGCAUCACAAGGGAGUGAUAUUUUAUUCCCCAGUGUCUCUUCUGAGACUAGGGACAAUGAAUGAAAUUUAGGUUACUGUUUCUCCUGACGUCAAGUGAUGUUUUGUUAUAUCAGAUUCCAUCUUUUAAUUUGCUUCGGAAGCAUUUUACAAAGGUAACCCUCAUAUUAAAAUAAGAAAAAGAGUUAUUAAUCAGGAACUGAGAAGUCUAUUAUUAUGCUGUUUCUAGUCCCCCCUCCAGUAUAAUAUAUAGGAUCUUUCACUGAGAUCAUACAGUGGGAUUUUAGGAAUUAAAAGUCUCUGACAAAAAUAGAACACCAUAUAAUAAUGUAUUUGUCAGGCUGUUUUCCCAUUUGUAAUACAUAUUUUUCCAACCGAAUCACGAUGUAUAUAAUCAUGAAACAGGCUGCCAUUUCUCUUGUUCUUCUUGUAUAUAAAUAAUGUAAAUACAACAAAAUUGAUGGUGAAAAAUCUCUCCCAGUAAAACGCCUUAGAGCAUAAUGGAAAUAUCCAUAGAUGUUUAAUCCCAUUGUGCUCUUAAAAAAAACAUCAAGUGAGAUUUGUAAUUCACAACAGCAACUGUGUGUUUCUCUGCAAGUCAGCCCUAAACAUACCAGAAGAAUCGAGCUGUUUGUGUCAUAAUCUUGCUCAAGAUGUAAAUACUUAUAGCUCACCAGCGACAAAGUUUAACUGAAGCUACAGUGCUGACCUAUGUCAUUGAAUGCAGUAAUCCCAGGAACAAAGUCUUUGAGUUUUAUAGCAUUUAAUAUUAUUACUAAGAGGUGACUAGCUGCAGAUCAAAUGAAAUAUGCAUGAUGAGAUGCCAGUCAUUCCCUACCAUCUGUUUCCAUGUUUUUACUUUACCUCAGAUAUGAAACAGAAUUAAAAGAGGCCUGUUUCCAGGGGACACCCUACCAUUACUUGGCAAAUCGAAGCUUCGGCUACCCAUUCACAUUCAGCAUUUGGUUCUUUAGAAGGAGCAGAAAAUAUAUGGUCGUGGGAAGUUGCCAAUGGUGAAGAAAAGAAAAUAUCAUUUGAGUCAUGGAGUGGGGGGUACUGACAGCUUUAUACUUUACUGUCCUCAAUCAGGAGGGACUUAAGACUUACUUAAUCAUACCUUUGCCAUCAUGACACACAUCAUAGGAUUGGAGAAAAUUUUAAAUAGGAUAUGAAAUAGCAGUUAAGGUCCCAAAACACACCCAUGUAUAUUCUUCAUCCUUGUGUGUGUCUUGGUCUAGGUCCUGCUGAAGUCAGUGGGAGCACAAUGGGUCAGUGAAACACUGAGGUUUGGCACAGGUUUCUGUGGAGAUUAAUGACAGAACUCCCAUUUAUUUUAGAGGGAAUGAGACCAGUUUGCACAACAGUUCAGGAGGAAAACUCCAGAGAUUAAAAAAACCCCAACAACCUAUUUGUUUGAUUUCAUGUGUGCUUAGAGGUAAAGAAAAGCUAAUCUCAAGGGUUUCACCUUCCCUCCUCCCCUCCUUUUUAGUACUUAUUAACAGUUAUGAGCCAAGGAAAUUCAGAAGUUUCCAUCACAUUCACCAAUGCUUCUCUAGAUUCAUUUCCAGAAAUACUAUUACUUGUUGGCAUUUCUGGAGCAGGUUGCUCGAAAUGCCAGAAUACACAAUGGGUUUGUGAUUUGAAUGAAGGCCAAGGACACAAACAUUGUCCUUUCAAUAAGGUAGAGUUAGUUCCUCAACCGUUGCUGUUUGGCCAAGCCCAUGCUACAUUGGUUUUCUUUUCAACUGUCUUUAAAAUACCAUUUGAAGGUCUUCUGAUAUAUGUGCUCUUGAAGAAUAAUUCCAGAACAUUAAAAAAGGCACUUUACAAGUAAUGAGGGCUCUAGCAUUCUUCAGCCUGCAGUAGGUAAAUAUGCACAUGGAGCAUUUCUGCAGAAGUCUAAACUCUUGGCAGUUAAUUAUGUGGCAGAACUACAAAUGUAACCAGCUUUUCACUCUUGUUCUUCUAAUUAGAGUUGGACAAAAAACAGAGACAUCGUGACAAAAAAGGGACACAUUUUCCAUCCAAAAUGCACUUAAUUUCAAAACUUCGAUCAUCUGUAGCAUUGGCUUCAACACAAGUGCUAUACAUCCUUCUACCUUUGUGUCAGCAGUCGUUAUAAAAAGAACUGGUAAUUAGAUUAGUCCUGUGAGCAACAGUUGCUUAUCUAAGAAUGUGUUUGACAGGCUGAGCCAUAAAUAAGAAGCUGUAAAUGAAUACAAGGAGAAAUCAAGAAUUACCAAAUAAAACCUAAGCUUAUUUCCAUGUUAUGCUAGCUAAUAAAUCCAGAAGGUCCAUCCAUUCUGUCAGUGUCUUUCCAUUAAGUUAAUGCUCAUUUAUUUCAUGUAUGACUUUAUUUUUUUAUCCCAAAUUAUCGCUUGAUUCUAAAGUCCUUGUCUGGCAACAAAAAAAUACCACCCUGAAGUUGGGUUGAAGUUGGUUGAGCAAACCUGUGAAAGCAUCUUGCCUGUUCUGCCUAAGCCAGGAACAAGUUAACUGCCCAGGAGGCACCCCUAUGUGAUUUUGUACUUGGCAGCACACUGACUGUAAGCAUAUCAACAUGUUUUACUGUGAAUCACUGUAACAAAGUUGCUUGUGUUUUACAGGAGGCAAUACAUACUGUAGUCCUUAUGCUAAAUAAACCCAGCUACAAGUCUUAAGAGCACAUUAGUAUGAAACCCACAUGCUGUGUUCCAGCUCUUACUGUGAAGGCUGGGGGCCUAAAGUGAUUAUGCCUCUUUACAGUGUAUUACCCAACUUUUUAGUCAAAUUCAGUUAAAUUAUGAGUUGAUUCAAAAGCUGCCUGUUUCCAGUGGCACAGCUGAUAGCUACCAAGUCAGCUAUCACUCCGUUUUGCAUUUAGCAGCAUGUGCAGUCAACAAGAAAGUCCCAAUAAAAAAACACUUUGUGCUUUUAUGAAGAAAAAGGUUUGAAUUGCCACUGAUAGUGGUGCACUUCUGCAACAGAGGGGCUUGCAUUGCUCUUUCUAUUACCCUCUGUACAGUGCAGUACUAUGUACAGUAUGAAAUGAAACAGCAGCAGCUGUAUUAACUUUGAUUAAUAAAGUGUUAGUCUCCUUGCAUUUCCAUGUGCUUCUUAUGGUACAGAAAGACUGUCACACGUGCGUAGGUAUGCUUGACAACCUGGGGUCAGUCUGAGAAGUGAGCAGCAGCUAAGGCAGAGUUUGGGCAAUGAGCAUUGCUACCUGAAGCAGGCUGGCUGUGAUGGAAAGUAUAUACUAGGAAAGAAAACCAUCUCAGUAUAGAAAAAUAUAGGUAGCAAUUCAGCAGCUUGUAUAAGGAAACCUCUUUCUUGCAUGUUGUCCCAAGAGUCACAAUCACGGUUACUUGGGAUAUAAUUUUAAAAUAUUUUAACCAUUCAAUAUUUUAACCAUUUAACCAAAGAAUCAUCAGAUUUAGAAAAAAACAGGAAGGAUCCACUGAGAUUGAGAAAGAGAAAAAUCCCUGAUAAAACCAGCAUUUCCAGGGGAAGUGGUAGAUUAAAUUACUUGCUCCAGAAUCUUUCCCUCCUCUGUCAUCCUGCCUCAAAAAAAAUAACAAAAGCAACAAAAAUCACUUGGUGAGUGCAACACUAAUAAAUGAAGACAGAGCCACAAGGCUUCUUGAACUAUACAUCAAGGAACAUAAUUUGCAAGGUGAGUUGGAAUAAUUUGUAUUACACUAACAUUCAUUACAGGUCAAGGUCUUAGGGAAAUUUCUCUUUAGGGAAUACAUAGGACUUGUCUACAUUUGUCCCUUUAUAUUUUUUCCACUGUAACUCAGUACUCCAGAUUUCCAUAGUCAGAGGCUUUAGUAGUGUCAUUCAAUAGUCCAAGGCCUUACCAAUGCCCAAUUAAACAAUAAAAAAGAUCAUGCAGAACCGAAUCACGGAUUUACACAUCAUGAGAUGCACAUCUGGGAAGGAAAGCUGGCAUGCUCUAUUCAUUCAUGACUUGUGUGGGUAGAGUUUAACCGGGGAUUCAGGCUGAUGCAAAAGCAAAGACUUUUGCUGUGGAAGGUUCUCAUUCCUACUGCUAUAGCUCUCCUCUGCAAUUGAAGUUUCAUAGGAAUCUCUCUAAACAAAAGCUUUCCACUCAAACAGUCCUUUAGGCUACAGACUGAGAGUAAAAGUUCAUUUUAGGCACUUACGGAAGUGCCUGAAGCAGCAGCCUCGUCAAAAGAUCUGAAUCAGCACUGGGGAUAUGUAGUCCUCUCUGGGGUUUAUUUUUUAACUAAGGGAGCCUGGAAUGAGCUAGAUCCCUAGCUCAGGUGUCACAUUUAAAGGCCAGUGUUAGAUGAAUGGGAAUGUUAUUCUUCAAUUGCACAGAAGCACUAGUAUCUACCAGCCUUAAUGUUAUUUGUUCUUUGCACAUCUCAUUCAAAAUAAGUAGGGACCAAGGAAUAUAAGGCAGCACAAAGAAUCCAGAUCCAGAGAAGCCAGCUUGUUCUUGGUCCAGGUCAGUUUGAAACAAUAGAACAGCAGCAAAUACAGUUCUUGGCAGUUCAUGCCUGACCGUGAAAUAGUCCUGUUCCAUACAAUUAUUGAUCUUUUUGCUUAGAUAACAAGACUAGGAAGUUAAAACAAGAGGAAAGGAACAGAUACUUUUCCUAACAAAGCUAUGGGAUUUCAUAUCCCUCUUUUGGGUUUGCAACAGGAUGAAAUCUGGAGCAGAUAAUCCUAAACCUACAGAGAUUUCAUUGCCUGUGUAUAAUCAGAAAUUAAACAACAAAGUGACAAAUGUGAGUUCAAAGACUGUGACACCAAUCUCUGCUCUCACGUCGGUCACUGACAUUAACCCCUAACCUGACCAGUUGACUCUGACCCAGGUAUCAGAGUUUCACCAUUUUCACAUUCAUUACUCACCAUUUUCAUUUCUACCAGUAGUUGCCACAAUAGUACAUGGCCCAGUUUCUUCUGUGUUAAUAGUUAAUUUUAUGCAAGAUUUGACAGUCAAUUUAGUAUCUAUCCAAAAGGUGACAGGAGUGCCAAAAAUAGACAAAAAAUAAGGAAAAGAAA